Messenger RNA from Labrus bergylta (ballan wrasse), 726 nucleotides. The record is from RefSeq and is a predicted model, not a curated record. Lineage: Eukaryota; Metazoa; Chordata; Actinopteri; Labriformes; Labridae.
CAUUUCAUGGUCCCUACACCAGCAGUGCAUCAUGAAAUCAUUUCAUCUGUCACUGCUGCUCGUCAAAGUUUCUAACAUCUGAUUGGUUACUCAGCAAAGCAAGUCAUGACAGAUCGAUCCCAGAUAAUGGAUUGAAGCAGUGAAUGCACUCCGAUACGUUAGGUGGCAGUGUUCAUCCGUAUAUUCGUUUUGGAUCAAUCAGCUCACCAUUGGUGCAAAGUGUAAAGCUCUCCGGAGCACAGGUACAGCAGAUACCUGUCGCUACACCACGUACACCUGUUCAAGGACUGAAGGAUGUUUUAGCUGAGUGGCGAUCAUGGGAGCUGGAACAUUUUCUCUGUGUUGCAGCCGAAGUAGCAAGGCUGUUUGUUCCAUACAACAACAACAACAACAACAACAACAACAACAACAACAACAACAACAACAACAACAAUUUGGCUGACAACAAGGCUGAUAAAGUUCCAAGCGUUGAGCUGAAAGCUUCUUGCUUCAGGACUUGGAGAACAGAGGUGAUCUUCUCAGGAAAUGACAUCGAGCCCAUGGUUGUAACAAACAAACUGAUGGAGGUGUUUCCAAAGCUGCAAGAAGGGGGAGGCUUUGAGUUUCUAAACAUCGCAGUCGAAAUCUUGGACUUCUUCAAUGUCCCAGCACAGGAUACAGCCUUACCUAUCGAAAAGAUCCAUCUCCAACAAUUGGACAGGCUACAAUGACGAUAACUACUGGACU